AACUCACUCACACACACACAAAUACACACACCCCUACAGCACUUAAACCCUCAGUUCUAACAGACUUACAUUUUCAGCUUCUUUCAUUCAGAAGAUCUACACAUAGAAUAACACUGUCUAACUCUUAACACAGUGCGCAUGCAUGUGUGUGUGUGUGUGUGUGUGUAUGGUUUUGAGUGUGUUUUUUAAGUGUGUUUGAGACUAAUGUACUGGUCUGAUCUGACGUGUGUUUGGAAUUUAAUCGGCCUUGGCUUUACUUUCUCUUACUGUUCAUUUUUGUGUGUGUGUGUGUGUGUGUGUGUGUGUGUGUGUGUUUGCGCAUGCGCAAAUGUGUGUGAGAUUUGGUUCAGCUCCUAGCUCUCUGUGAUUCUGUGAGUGUGUGUGAGAUGUAUGAUUUUUGUAUGAGGGACUUUAAGUUUGUGUGAAUGGAGGGAUUCUGUAUCUCCGGGUCUGUUUGAGUGUGUGAGUGUGUGUGUGUGUGUCAGUGUCAGUAUGCUGUGGUUUCAGAAGGGUCUGUCGGUUCUGCCGGUGGUUCUGAUCUGUUGGUCAUGUGGGACUUUAGUUCUGACCUACACCGUCUCCGUCCUGCUGGGCCACACUGACCUGCUGCUGCCAUACAUCAGUGAUACAGGCACUGAGGUUCCUGAGCGGUGUGUGUUUGGGUUCAUGCUCUGCAUCUCAGCGUUUCUGGGCCUGUGUACAGUGUAUGUGCGCUAUAAGCAGGUCCAGGCUCUGAUCUCGGCGUCUGAAUCCAGUCUACAGACUCUCAACUAUCUCGGCUUCCUGCUGGGAGUGAUCAGCUCUAUUGGGAUGUGUGUUGUCGCCAGUUUCCAGAAGACCGAUAUGAUGUCGAUGCACCUGUUUGGGGCGGGGAUGACCUUUGGCCCCGGGGCACUGUACAUUCUGGUUCAGACGGGGGUGUCGUACCGCAUGCAGCCACGUUUCCAUGGCACUGGCAUCCUGUGGGCUCGCUCGGCGGUGGGGGUGUGGUGUCUCCUCAGCAUCAUCGUCUUGUUUGUGUCGUCCAUGCUGAUGUAUGACGAGGUGCCAGGACAAGAUGUGGCCACUAAGCUGCGCUGGGCCCCCGGAGAGAGAGGUUACCUUCCUCACCUGGUGAGUGCCGGGGCGGAAUGGUCUCUUGCUUUCUCCUUCAUCUGCUUUUUCUUCACCUUCAUCCGUGACUUCCAGAAAAUCUCUCUGCGGGUUCAGCCCAUCCUGCAGAGUAACCACCUCUACAGCUACCCGCUGUACGACGAGCGGGAACACCACCACCACCACGGAGAACGCUCACCACUGCUCGGCGGAAACAUCUGACCACACCCCACACACCCACACCGCCCCCUGUGGCACGGCUCUGCAACAUCUCAGUGUAUAAUCUCAAUCUCAGGAACACUGCAAAACCAGUCAUAUGCUGUGGAUUAAUAAUAAUACAGAUCUUUCUACUGUUUUAUUCACAACUUACAAACUUUAGAAUGAGACUGAAUUCAAAUGUUUAUUUUAAAAAAGAGCCUAGGGAGGCAGAUCUAAUCACAUAUUACAUAUUACUUUGGGGGGAGGGGCAAACUAAUUUUAAUUAAGAGGCAGGGUGGGGUUCGGAUGAAGAGAAGAAGAGUUGGAAUAAUGAGAAGCAGGGUUUGGAUG
Messenger RNA from Astyanax mexicanus (Mexican tetra), 1641 nucleotides. RefSeq names its product DNA damage-regulated autophagy modulator protein 2 (gene dram2a). The coding region runs from base 493 to 1314 and encodes 273 amino acids. Lineage: Eukaryota; Metazoa; Chordata; Actinopteri; Characiformes; Acestrorhamphidae. The record is from RefSeq and is a predicted model, not a curated record. Gene Ontology annotation, cellular component: lysosome. The transcript has 7 exons. Gene Ontology annotation, biological process: photoreceptor cell maintenance; regulation of autophagy.